AGAAGCUAAGAUCAGAUCAGAGAACUGAAGAAGAUGGGAAGAGCUCCAUGUUGUGACAAGGCAAAUGUGAAGAGAGGACCAUGGUCACCUGAAGAAGACUUAAAGCUCAAAGAAUACAUACACAAGCAUGGCACUGGUGGCAAUUGGAUUGCUCUUCCUCAAAAAGCUGGUCUCAAGAGAUGUGGGAAGAGUUGCAGACUGAGAUGGCUUAACUAUCUGAGGCCAAACAUUAAGCAUGGAGAAUUUUCUGAAGAAGAAGACAGAAUCAUUUGCAGCCUCUAUGUUAACAUUGGAAGCAGAUGGUCAAUUAUAGCAGCUCAGUUGCCAGGAAGGACUGACAAUGAUAUAAAGAAUUAUUGGAACACUAAGCUCAAAAAAAAACUCAUCUCUGGUUUCAUUCCCAAUUCUUCUUCUAUUCAUCAAAGAAAACAUCAUCAACAACAACAACAACAACCUCCAUUUCCAUCAUCAUCAAUGUACAUGGAUCAAUGUUAUGGAUCUUAUGUCACAGGCCUUGUUGAUCCUAUUUCACUUCCUUCAACUGAAUACUAUGCAAACACAACAACAACCUCAGUUCCAUUUUACCAGCACCAAGUAGAUUCCAUUGUUAGCCCCAGCAGCAUGCAACAAAAUUAUCACAUGUUUGGAAGUGAAGGUAGUUGCAGUUCCUCUGAUAAUGGAAGCAGUAUCAAGCAAGAGGAAAUUGGGUAUCAUCAUCAAGGAUCAUACAACAACAUUAUUGCAUUUGAUGAGUUCAACAACAACAAUGAUCAUCAUCAUCAUAAUAAUAAGUUUCUUCUUAUGCCUAGUAGUUUCAAUGAUAAUAAUAGUAAUAGCAUUGUUAAUUAUGAUGGUGGUGAAAAUAUUACUGAAUAUGAUCUUGAGGAAAUUAAGCAAUUGAUUAGUGUUAGUAGUAGUGUUGAUGAAAUCAAGGAGGAGAAACCUAUUUACUAUUAUUAUUGAUCAAUGUUGAAGAUAUCAGAUUCUGGGGUUUUCUCUUCA
Molecule: messenger RNA, 1002 nt
Organism: Arachis duranensis
Lineage: Eukaryota; Viridiplantae; Streptophyta; Magnoliopsida; Fabales; Fabaceae
Product: transcription factor RAX2
Exons: 3
Coding region: 34-963 (309 amino acids)
Source: RefSeq, a predicted model, not a curated record